AUGGGAAAUCAUAAUUCAACAACUGAUACUUCUUUUAUAAAUAAUGAAAGUAUAUUUAAAGUUGAUAACAUAAAUUCGUAUGGUCGAAAACAUUCGACAGCCAAAAUUCAAUUAUUAAAUGAUAAUUUAUGUAUACAUCAAAAACAUCGACAAUCCUUAUUUAUUCCACUUAAUACAAUAAAACGUUAUGGCUUAGAUGGUUCAAUAUUUAUUCUUGAAUGUGGUCGUCGUGCACCACUUGGUUCUGCACGCUAUGCAUUUCGUUGUAAACAAGCUCGACAUCUUGUUGAUUGUUUAGAUGAACGUAUAUCAGUAAUUUCAAAUAAAUUACUCAAUGAACAACAAGAUAAAUCAUUAUCGAGUUUAACAACUGUUUCAUCAGCAUUUAAUAAUCUACGACGAACACAAUCAUCAAUAUCAUUAUCAUCAGACACAUCAUUUUAUCGAAAUUCUCAAACGAAUUUAUCAGAAAAUUAUUUUAUUUUUGAAAAAGGCAAUCAACAAUAUCCUAAUUCAAUAAAUUAUGCAGAAUUUCAAACACAAAGAGAAAAAUCACAAUCAUCAUUAGAAUUACCAAUAACUUUUGAAAUGCAUCAAUCAAAUGUAACCCUAUCGAAUAGUCAAAAUGAUGAUACAAUUGCAGCUACACUUGUUCCCAGUACAUCAAAAUCUUAUGUUCUUAUUGAUCAUGAAAAAACAACAACAUUGAAAGAAAUAACUAAACAACGAUUACAACAACAUCCUGUACGCCAUGAUACCUAA
Rotaria sp. Silwood1 is the source of this 762-nucleotide messenger RNA. Lineage: Eukaryota; Metazoa; Rotifera; Eurotatoria; Philodinida; Philodinidae. The record is from the annotation of a GenBank genome assembly.